AUGGGUUAUUUAAUGACGGCAAGAUUUUUGUUGCUGUUAAUAUUUUUUAUCUAUCUAUCUAUCUAUCUAUCUAUCUAUCUAUCUAUCUAUCUAUCUAUCUAUCUCAGUAUAUAUUGGCUUGGCUUGAUUUUUAUUGCUGUUAAUAUUUUUUAUCUAUCUAUCUAUCUAUCUAUCUAUCUAUCUAUCUAUCUAUCUAUCUAUCUAUCUCACAUAUCAACAUCAAUGUAUUAUUUGAUGACGAAAAAUUUUUUUGUUGCUGUUAAUAUUUUUUCCAAAAAUGUAUCGAAAAAUAUCCAAAAAAUAUUAUCUAUCUAUCUAUCUAUCUAUCUAUCUAUCUAUCUAUCUAUCUAUCUAUCUAUAUAUUUAUCUAUGCUCCCUUUAUUUCUUUUACUCUUCCUAUGUUUUUUUUCUUUACUUGCUUCCUUUUCUUUCUUUCUUUCUUUCUUUAUAUCUUUCUUUCUGUCUUUCUUUCUUUCUUUCUUUCUACUUUUUCUUUCAUUCGCUCUUUCUUUCUUCCUUCUUUCUUUCCUUUUUUUCUUUGCUAAACUUUUCUAUUUGCCUUUAUUCUUUCUUUCUUUCUUUCUUUCUUUAUUUAUUUAUUUCUGUCUUUCUUUCUUUCUUUUUUAUAUCUUCGUAGUCCUCAGACAUUUUAUUUCUCUUUCUUUGUUUUUUGUAAGUAACUCUUUUUAUUAG
Molecule: messenger RNA, 693 nt
Organism: Acanthosepion pharaonis
Lineage: Eukaryota; Metazoa; Mollusca; Cephalopoda; Sepiida; Sepiidae
Source: the annotation of a GenBank genome assembly